Danaus chrysippus (African queen) is the source of this 279-nucleotide messenger RNA. The record is from the annotation of a GenBank genome assembly. NCBI's taxonomy places the organism in Eukaryota, Metazoa, Arthropoda, Insecta, Lepidoptera, Nymphalidae.
AUGGACUCUGAAGUCGAGACGGCUCACUCGCUCAUUCAUUCCACAUACGCUAACGUAGCUGCGCGUCCCCGAUUACCCGCUAUAGAAGAAUUGACUCUAGGUUUAAAGCAAAAGCUUCACCUGCAAGCCCGGGCAAGAGCUGCACCUUACUAUAUUAGAAAGCAAGAACCAGUUGAUCUCGUGGAAAGGUUAUUGGAGCAGCGCGCCCUUGUCGCCGAGGCUGUCCGAAGAUUAAAAGAAAAGAAACAAUCGUGUCACGAGAUAUCUGUAGAUUCCUAA